This is a messenger RNA of Oryzias latipes (Japanese medaka), 7700 nucleotides long. RefSeq names its product calmodulin regulated spectrin-associated protein family, member 2a (gene camsap2a). Gene Ontology annotation, cellular component: microtubule minus-end. NCBI's taxonomy places the organism in Eukaryota, Metazoa, Chordata, Actinopteri, Beloniformes, Adrianichthyidae. The record is from RefSeq and is a predicted model, not a curated record. Gene Ontology annotation, molecular function: microtubule minus-end binding; spectrin binding; calmodulin binding. Gene Ontology annotation, biological process: negative regulation of microtubule depolymerization; neuron projection development; cytoplasmic microtubule organization.
GCAUGCUCACUCGGCAACAAAGGUGCAGGGCUGGAGAUCCAGUGCGGCAGCAAGACAACUGCAUCUCUGGGAGAAACGAGGGGAGGGAAUGGUAAACGGUAUCGGUUAUUUUGGGAAGGGGUGAAAUAGGUGUUUAGGAAACAAGCCAUCCGCGGUCAAAGUAUCAAAAAGUGGACGGAUUUCUAGAGUUAGUCCAGUCGAAAAUCAGUUUUUUUCUUUAAAACCUGGCCAAGUCUGACGGACGGUUACCGUUUCAACUGGUAGAAGAAUGGAUGAAAAACACCAGGUCUAGUGGUCCUUUGUAUCGAAUAAAAAUAAUAAUAAUAAAAACACACCGGCGUCCAGGACAACAUUUUAUGACUGAAAGCUCAGGUGAAAAACCACCGGGAAGGUUUCUCCUCUCUCCAGUUUCCAACCUUUGUCUUCCACGGACGGAGACCUACAACAGUGGGAUGCUUGCGUCUCGUGCCGCCUUGUAGGGUUUAACUGAGAAUUAUGGGCGAAGUUCAGGAAGACAAGGGUGUGAAGAAGAUAUUCAAUGCACCAUCCAUUCAAUCUUUUGAGUACUAUGACUUCUCCAGAGCCAAAAUCUGCUCCAGCCUGACAUGGCUUGUGGCUAAAGCCUAUGGGACAGACAGCAUCCCCACAGACUUGAAGAACCCUUUCUACACUGACCAGUAUGAACAGGAGCAUCUGAAACCUCCGGUGGCCAGCCUCCUGCUCUCUGCAGAUCUCUACUGCAGGGCGGGCAGCCUCAUCCUGAGGAAUGAUGCUGCCAAGCCGCUGCUGGGUCACGACGCCGUCAUCCAAGCGCUGGCCCAGCGGGGUCUCUAUGUCACCGACCAGGACAGACUGGUCACUGAGAGGGACCUACGGAAGAGGCCUCUGCAAAUGAGUGCCCACUUGGCAAUGAUCGACACUCUUAUGAUGGCAUACACGGUGGAGACGGCGAGUGUGGAGAAGGUGACGGCCUGCAUUCGUCAGUAUUCAUCAUACAACCCUGAGGUGGAUUCGCCGUAUGACACGGAGGACGCAGUGACUUCCUGGAUUAACACGGUGAAUGAAUGUCUGAAGGAAGUUGUUGCCCAUGAGCAGAAAAAGGAGACGCAGAGUUCGGAGCCAGCUGGGAGUCCUCGGUCUCCAACUAAGUGGUACAUGAAGCUUGUGCCUGCUCGCUAUAGGAAAGAGCAGGCCUCUACCCAGAAUUCUCUAUGGAUUCCACCAGUGGACAACCUAUUGAAAGACACCACAGAUGGUUCAGCUCUGGCUGCUCUGAUCCACUUUUACUGCCCUCAAGUCCUACCACUACAAGACAUCUGCCUGAAGGAGAACAUGUCUCUGGCUGAUCGACUGUACAAUCUUCAGCUCAUACAAGACUUCUGCAAAGACAACCUGAACAGCUGCUGCCACUUCAGCUUGGAGGACAUGCUCUACGCCUCCUCCACUAUCAAGAGCAACUACCUUGUGUUCCUGGCCGAGCUUUUUUGGUGGUUUGAGGUCGUCACGCCAUCUUUUGUGAAGCCAAGAAUCAUGGACAUUGAAGAGCCCUCAUCUUUGAUCAAAAAUUUGCCAGCGGUUUCUAAAGCAACUAAAAGAAGUUUUAUGGAGAGGCCUCCAAGUCCUGAAAGACCCAGCUUACCCCUCAGACCACAAACGGGAAACUCAGGAGAAAUUAAGAGGUCAACCUCAAUGUCUUUUGUCGAUGGUAAUCUUGGCACCUGGCCCAAGGAGAAAAGGUCUGGGCCGUAUGGCGUGUCUUUUGACAUCCCUUUUGACAGAGAGGACUCUGCUUCCGCUCCUCUUUCCUCACGUGGCAUGGUCCGGUCCAUCAGCACUGAUGAUGGUUCGAGUUUUAAAGUUCACCAUAUGCCCCGAGGAAUGAAGCGCAACCUGUCCUUUCAGCCAGUUAAUGGUCAGAGUGUUGGCAUUGAUGAGGAGGGCUGCCCAGACAGCCUAGCAGGCAUACAGCCUAUCAGGCGAGAAUACCCCAACAGACAUGGUAGAGAAUUGGAAAAAGCUCCUUCUGUGGAAGAAGCCCUCCAGAUCAUCCACAGCCCCAGUAGGCCACCUGUAGAAGGUGUCAGUAAUGGAUUUUUUCUGCACAGUCAGAGCCAGGGAGCCGCUGUUGGUGGCUUGGACCCAGUAUCAGAAUUGGACUCCAAAGACCCUUUGAGCCCUACAGAAACCACAGAGGUGGACACUGGCAUCCAUAUUAGAACAGAGGACAUGCUGGAUGAAGAUUCCUCUCUGAAAGAUUGCUCUGUGAACAUGGAGCUAGAUGUGGAGACACCAAGCCCCAGUCCAAGCAGUCAGAGCAAAUCUCCCUCAGCAGUAAAGUUGACCAGCUUUGCUGAGCAGAAGAUGAGGAAGCUCAGUCCGUCAGCCCAGGAUUCAGGCAGAGGCAGCAGCAGCUCCAUGAAAACUACACCAGAAGGCUCCGAGUUUGGCCUUCCAUUAUCUGUCUCCUGGGCUCCAACCCCUGAGCACAGCCCUAUCCAUCAACAAGCAGCAACGCCCGCUGCUACACACCCAUCCCCUACACCAGUCCAGCUUCCCCCCAACGAUCCAGCUCAAGUCAUGGCUACAGAGAUGGUACAUCUGAGGAUGAGGCUGGAGGAGAAACGGAAAGCCAUUGAAGCGCAGAAGAAGAAAGUAGAAGCUGCUUUUACAAGACAUAGGCAAAAAAUGGGUCACUCUGCGUUCCUGAAUGUAGUGAAGAGGAAAGGUGAUGGGGCUGAAGGAGUAAAAACUGAGGGAGAAGGAAAGUCAGCGAGCACAAGUCCCACCUUUAAAUUUGGAAGGAACAUGGCAGACAGCCCUGAUGGAGCUGAACAAAACAGCAAAGCCUCUUGUUGGCAGAAAUCACCAGGUGCAGGUGAAGAACAAAGCCAUUCUCAUGUAACUGAAGUGGAUCUCUCCGAGUACACACGAUCAAUUGAGAAGCUCAAUCAUUCUUUAGCCUUCCUCCAGGCUGAAAUGCAGCGGCUAGCACACCAACAGGAAGUCAUCAUGGCCAUGAGAGAGCAGCAGCAUCAACAAGCGUGGGUCAUCCCUCCUUCAUAUGCCAACCCCUCACCACAGAAACACACUCGAGCCGUCAUCAGGUCCUCCGGACCCUCUUCUCCUGCCGACUCACCUCGUUCCACUCAUUGCUCUCCAACUAACAUCAAGCGCAAAUCUGCGUCGUUCCACUCACGUAAUCCUCGUGCCGCUCGACCAAGUGAGCUCAAGUUGACCCCUUACAACCGAGUUCUAACAGCCCCACAAUCUGUCGAUAGCAUCCCAAGGCUGCGCAGAUUUUCUCCCUGCCAGCCAUUAGUAAGCGCAUUCAUUUACAUGGGAGAGAAGCCGGCAGCUGCCAGUCCAGAGACAGUCGCCCCUCAUGAGGAUCAUAGCAAAGAGACAGACUCAGGCUUGUCUCCAGAGAAGGAAAUGCCACAUGUUUUUGCUGCCAGUUCCCCACCUAGUUCCCCCAACAUGCAGAGAAAAGGAGAACAAACUGAGGUGGAUGGAGAUGAGCAAACCCAGGAGGGAGAGAAUCCCAACCUAUCCAGCAUCCCUGACAUUAAAAAAGAUGGCCUAAAUGACAGAGUUCAGAACUCAUUUCUAGAACCCAAACCUACUGUGGAGUUCCCAGAGGUUCUGGCCCUCCCAGUGGUAGAGACCUUUACGGUGACACCCACAGAGAUCCCUUCUCAGCCACAACCUUCUAGCCCAGCCAAAAGCGGUUUAAUUGAAGUCGCACUCGCGGUCACGGAGCUCCCAGAGGUUCUGACAAUGGAGGAUGCUUUGGAGGCGGAGCAAGACAGUUUCGAGAGUGUAGAUGAAGAGCAGAAGAUGUGUCAUGGUUUCUUCUUCAAGGAGGAUGGAAAGGCAGAGGAGAACAUGGCACAGAAAAGAGCUGCACUGCUGGAGAAAAGGAUGAGAAGAGAAAAAGAGAACCAGCAGAGGAAGAUGCAGCUGGAGGCAGAGUUGGAGCAGAAAAAGGAGGAAGCUCGACUGAAAGCAGAAGAGGAGCGUGUCAGAAAGGAGGAAGACAAAGCCAGGAAGGAGUUCAUCAAGCAGGAAUACCUUCGGCGGAAGCAGCUGAAGCUGAUGGAGGACAUGGACUCCAUCAUCAAACCUCGAGCAGGUGGUGGAACCAAGCAGAGGCGAAGCCGACCCAAGUCCAUGCAUCGUGACAGCAUUGAUUCCCCUAAAACGCCUAGGCGAGCAGCCACAGUCUCCAGUUUGUCUCUAGCGUCCCUCACUCUGGGCGACAGCGAUAGUGCUCAGUCCGACAAGAGAGCAUCAAGGCCUGAAUCUGCAGACGACUUCCUGUCCCAAAGUCGCUCCAGCAGCAGGAAUGGAGAAAGAGACUGGGAAAAUGCCUCUACCACCUCAUCUGUUACAUCCAAUACGGAAUAUACGGGACCAAAGUUGUACAAGGAGCCGAGUGCCAAAUCUAACAAGCACAUUAUCCAGAAUGCUCUGGCUCACUGCUGCCUCGCAGGCAAGGUCAAUGAAGGGCAAAAGAACAAGAUCCUUGAGGAAAUGGACAAAUCCGAGGCCAACAACUUCUUGGUUUUGUUCCGAGAUGCAGGUUGCCAGUUCCGUGCUCUCUACACGUACUGCCCCGAAACAGAAGAGAUGACCAAACUGACGGGCAUCGGGCCCAAGGGCAUCACGCGCAAGAUGAUAGACGGGCUCUACAAGUACAACUCAGACAAGAAGCAGUUCAGUCAAAUACCAGCCAAGACCAUGUCAGCCAGUGUGGAUGCCGUGACCAUCCACAACCACCUGUGGCAAACCAAGAGACCAGUCACCCCGAAAAAAGUAGUGCCUGCACCCUCCUAGUCGACCUUGAUCCAACAACCAUGACCAUCUCCUCAAAAAUCUUUUUCAAUUUGCACCUCAUUGUACAUAUCCAUAAAGAUUCAGACACCUGCAAGCUAGAUGUGCGAAAAUGUGUCUUUUCUGUGCUAGUUUUUUUUUUCUUCAUAUCCUGAUUCUCCGCCUGUAAUCUCCGAAUCACAAGACUUUUAAGGAAAUCAUGAGCAUUUGGAAUGUAUGACACUAUUUAUUGAAGGAUGAUAGAAUUAUGUGAUCAUUGAAGCUUUUAGAGAUUGUCAUAAAAAGCAGUAAUUGAAGAUAUUAUGGUUUUAUUCUCUUGAUUUUCUUCUUGUUUAUUGUGCCAAAAAGCAAGAUAGACCAUAUGAAUGCAGGGAUACUUUAUUCAGUACACAAAUAUUUUGAAUUUGUGUUUUCUUGUUGAUGGAUAUUUUGUUUAGUGUUUAAGGGCCAUGCAGUGAUUGUAAAGCACACACUUUUGUGUAUUUGAAAUGAUGUUUUUUUUUGUCUUUAUGUCUAUGGGAAUACAUCACCAUAUUUAAUCAAGAACAUUUUUUUUAAAAAUGGGGUCUUAAAAGUGUUGUUCCUCAAAGUUCCUGCCCCGUGCUCAUAGUCUGCCUCCCUGUACCAAUGUGUUGCCCUCCACAUUGAGCAAUUACUUCUUGCAGUGAAGCUUUUUUUGUGCAUUCAUUAAAUAAUAGCGGGGUCACUUUAAAACUGGAAAUGGCGUAUACUCGUAUUGCGCUUUUCUACCUUCCUCGAAGACCCAAAGCUCUAUACAUCAAGGUCCCAUUUACCUAUUCACACACUGAUGGCGGCUGCUUUUAGGCUAAAUAGCUGCACAUUAGUGGUGCAUCCCAGUUCAUUUCUCUUUCUUUUUUUUGUAGUUCAAGUACACAACAAAAACUAUCUAAAAAUAAUAAAAUCAUUUUUUAAUAAAUCUGUUCAGUAGCAAGCAAAUUCAUUAGAUUCCAUUUGAUUUAAGUUUAUUUACUGAUUAUCUCUCAUUAUUUUUAAAGCACCAUUAUAAUAAGUAACAGGAUAAAACAUGCAAACCAAAAAUACUCAGUUUGACUUAGAUAGUACUGCAUUCAAAUUGUACUGCAGGAAUACUACAAAUUUGCAAAUCAACAUUGUUUUUUUAAUUAUUUUCUUAUUUCUCAUGUAUAACAAAAAUGUGUCAAAUAUACAACAACCAACUGUCCCUGAUUUCGAUUACCUUAAUGUUGAACUAUUUUUCAACUUUAAACAAUUUUAUAUUUUUUGCAUAUACGUAAGCUGUAAUUAACUCUUUUUAGUCUAUUGUGGCGAAGAUUUUUCAGAAGUAUAAAAAGUACCGGUAUUAUUGGCUGUAGUUUUAAUACUGUUUUAGGGAAAAAGACCAAAUAUAAGACCAGAAAUUUUAUGGAAUAUUACAUUUAAGCAUCAAUGAGGGCAAACCUAUAGAUAAGGUUGCACAUUUGCACAUGUUAAGGUAUUCAAUGAGCACAAGAGGAAUGGCUUUAAGGCUCUGAUCAACAAAAACUGUUCUUGAUUAUUUGUGGUACAGUAACUUUUAUUGAGGAAUGUUAAAAAUCUAAAGGGCCAAAAAAAUAAAAUAACAAGAAUUGCAUACAGCUAGUGUUAGUCACACAGUACAUGUGUGUUCUGCUUAACAGUCAAGUGAUUUCAGCUUUUUAAGACCCUUCUUUAGAAAGUGGUUUCUGUUUGAAGACCGCAGGACGUUCCUACUGAUCACUGCUUCAAGACCUGUGAGUCUGAGAGUCUAAAAAUGUAAUACUGUAAUACAAACAGGUUUGUUGUUUGCUUUAAAAAAAAAAGGAUUUUUCUGAAUCUUUUGGAAGUUGUGGAUGUUAAAAUUAAGUCUUUUUUAGGCAAAAAAAAUAUAUAAUGAGAGCAUUUGAAAAACGGUAAAGGUGUUUUGUUGGGAACUUUGAGCUCUGCUAAAAUCAAAGAUGAACCCAAGUUUGUUUAUACGCUAAUAAAACAAAUGUUAACUUCUUUUUUAUACUUUGAAAAAAAAUCCCACUGAUCACUUCAAUAUAAUGCAAGACAAUGUACAAUCAUAAAAUCAUGCUCCGAUGUGCGGCGUAUAUCUUCAAUCCAAAGAAUAGUGACCUAGAGAACGUGUAACUUAGUAUUUUUGUUACCUUUAUUUGCACAUUUACUCAAACAGAUUUAAAUUCAGGCUUCUAAUAUAUAACCUAAAAGCCACUUCCAAAAGUUUCAGACAGUCAUGCGUUGACUUCCUUUCUUUGUAUAAACAGGUGGAGAGUUAAUCAUGAUUAGAGCUGCCCGGUUCUUUCGACGUGUCACGUUUGAAACCUGCUUCAUAUCUGCAUCCUCUCUGUUAUCAUGGCACUUGAUUGUAUCAUAAGGCAUCAAGUAAGGCAUAAAUAUCAAACAUAGAACUUUACUUUCAUUUGUAAAAUGGAAAGACAAAAACAAAUGUGCAGUGAUUUUCUUCAUAUGUUUUUCUAUAAAUGAUCAAAGUCAUGAUGUAAGGCAGAAAAGGGCGUGUUGAUCCCUGUGCCUGCAUACGGGUAGAUGCUGGUCUUCAGGUUUUAUUGUCGUUGGAGCAAAUUAUCACGACAUGCAAUUUUCAAAGUGUGCAGUCUCAUUGCAUGAUGUUUUCAGUAAUACGUUAGAGGUGGGGGGAGUUUGUGACCAUCAAAAGGUUUUGGAAAAGUUAUUUAGGACAAGGGAGGUUUGUUGGUCGUCUUUUGGCUGUUUAAGGUCAAUGCAAAGGAUCAUGUAAAGAACAUUCAUGUGAGCUACUUUAUGACUCCUGUUUUGAACAUGUACUCUCCAUUGUAUGUUCUUUUCUUUUGUUAGUUCUUGCAUUUAUUAAAAUCAAGCAUGGUCUCAAC